This is a messenger RNA of Staurois parvus, 820 nucleotides long. NCBI's taxonomy places the organism in Eukaryota, Metazoa, Chordata, Amphibia, Anura, Ranidae. The record is from the annotation of a GenBank genome assembly.
GAAGAGGAGUUCAAAUGCUCCUGAAGGAAGAAUUUGCACUCUGUUCUGAAGCAGUUGCAGGAUAAUAUUGAAGGAAGCAUCCCGCAGGUUUACACUUCCCAGUGGAAUGGCGGAUGGCUCCACCAAGCAAGAGAACUUUGUGUUGGGAAGCUCCAGCACAGAUCAAGUAAAGGGAGUUCUGACACUACAAGGGGACACCCUCUGCCAGGCUGAAGUCAAUUUAAAAGUCUUGAGGACCAAUCAGCUUCUUCACUUUGCCUUCCGGGAGGACAAGCAAUGGAAGAUGCAGCAGAUUCAGGAUGCCAGAAACCAUGUGAAUCAGGCAAUUUAUCUGCUCACCAACCGGGGUGAGAAUUACACCUUCCAGACCGGGUCUGAAGUACUGAAGCUGAUGGAUGCUGUGAUGCUACAGUUAACCCGAGCCCGCAAUCGCCUCACAACCCCGGCGACCAUGACACUCCCAGAAGUCACUACUAGUGGACUAACGAAAAUGUUUACCCCAGCGCUUCCACCCGACAUUCUCCUGAAUUUCUAUGUUAAUGUCAACAAGUUGUGUCUGCUGGUUUAUCAGCUCCACGCCCUGCAACCAAACUCUACUAAGAAUUUCCGUCCCGCUGGCAGUUCUGUCCUGCAUAACCCAGGAGCAAUGUUUGAGCUGAACAACCAGCGAUUUGAAAUCAGUCACGUCCAUAAAGUGGAGUGCGUGGUGCCGUGGCUCAAUGACGCGCUGGUAUUCUUCACCGUGUCGCUGCAGCUCUGCCAGCAACUGAAAGACAAGAUUUCCAUAUUUUCCAGUUACUGGAAUUUCAGACCAUAUUAA